AUGAGCCAGUACGAUCCACCUGGUCUGCUUUCGCACUUUCUUAUCCACGGCCGGGUCAUUAUUCAAGACAUUUGGCGAACGAAGGCAGGCUGGGACGACACUGUCAACGAGGAGAUCCUCCAGCGAUGGCAGAGGUGGAUCAAACUGUUCGAGGAAUUAAAGAAGGUCAGCAUCUCCCGAGCCUAUUUUCCGGGUGUAAGAUCGGAAGAAAUUGAGGAUCUGCAAGUUCACGUUUUCGUCGACGCCAGUGAGACCGCUUACGCUUGCGUUGCUUACUUUCGUGCUUGGAUCCACGGCGAGUAUCGCACUGCGCUGGUAGGGGCGAAGUCGAAAGUUUCGCCACUGAAAUCUCUUUCGGUGCCAAGAUUGGAGCUCCAAGCCGCCAUCAUCGGAUGCAGAUUAAUGAAGACCCUUUGCUCCAGCCACAGUUUGCCGAUAAAACGUAGAGUUUUCUGGACCGACUCGAAGACGGUUCUAGCGUGGAUCAAUUCCGAUCAUCGCCGCUACCGUCAGUUCGUUGCGUGUAGAAUUGGCGAGAUCCUCACAAAAUCAAACACUGAUGAAUGGAUGUGGAUCCCCACAAAACAGAACGUGGCAGACGAAGCUACAAAAUGGGGAAAAGGGCCAUCCCUAGAUCCUGAAAGUCGCUGGUUCGUCGGACCGCAGUUCUUUAGAGGACCUGAAGUGUCUUGGCCACGCCAACCCAUAGCCGAGGAAACUCCAGAAGAGCUGAAGCCUUUGCCGUGCAUGGUACAGAACACCAAGCGACAAGAUGGGCUGAUUGACUGGUGUCGAUUUUCUAAGUUCGAGAGAGUAUGGCGCGCCAUCGCAUUCAUCUACCGUUUUGUAGAGAAUUUUCGUCUCAAUCAACGAGGACAGCCGUCAAAAAAUGGGCAUCUCACAGCAGACGAACUGAAUCAAGCGCAAAAUGCUCUUUGGCGUCUUGUUCAGCAGCAAGCGUUCCCGGAGGAAGUCAGGUUGUUCAAGAAGAUCGCCGAAGGAGAACGAUCAGUGAAACUGCAGAAAACCAGUCGAAUUUUCAUGCUUUCUCCUUUUAUGGAUGACCAUGGUGUAAUCCGGAUGGAUUCCCGUCUAAGAGGUGCGCACUUCGUUCCGUUUGACGCACAAUUCCCGGUUGUUUUACCGAAGAGCCAUUUGCUGACGAACCUCCUUCUAGAUUGGUAUCACCGAACUCACGCGAACAACGAAACGGUGGUGAACGAAGUACGGCAACGCUUCCACGUACCUUCUCUCAGAAUCCAGCUUCGUAAGGUGGCGGGUUCCUGUAUGUACUGCAAGGUGAAGAAGGCGAAACCAUCUGCUCCACGUAUGGCACCGCUUCCAGAUGCGAGGCUGAGUCCAUUCGUGCGUCCAUUCUCUUACGUCGGACUGGACUACUUCGGACCAUUGCAGGUCAAGGUCGGACGAUCGUUGGUGAAAAGAUGGGUGGCGCUAUGCACGUGCCUCACCAUCCGAGCCGUGCACCUGGAGAUAGUGCACUCAUUGUCGACGAACUCCUGCAAGAUGGUGAUACGACGGUUUCUGGUGCGUCAUGGAUCUCCCCGAGAACUGAAGAAGUAUUUGGAGCAGAUUGACCAGCAGUUGUCCGCAGUGUUUACGAACACCAACACCAAGUGGAUCUUCAAUCCACCGGCUGCACCACAUAUGGGUGGAUCAUGGGAGCGACUGGUUCGGUCAAUUAAAACCGCUUUCGCCGGGCUGUCGACCACGAGGAAUCCAGACGAUGAAACUCUACUCACGCUACUGAUUGAAGCCGAAGGAGUUGUCAACUCGCGACCGCUCACAUUCGUUCCACUGGAGAAUGAGGCACAGGAGGCACUCACUCCCAACCACUUCCUCUUACUCAGUUCCCAAGGCGUAACCCAACCACCCGAGCCUUUGACGGAACGCCCUGAAGCCAUGAGAAGCAACUGA
Toxorhynchites rutilus septentrionalis is the source of this 1935-nucleotide messenger RNA. RefSeq lists its product as uncharacterized. Gene Ontology annotation, molecular function: nucleic acid binding. NCBI's taxonomy places the organism in Eukaryota, Metazoa, Arthropoda, Insecta, Diptera, Culicidae. The transcript is spliced from 2 exons. The coding region runs from base 1 to 1935 and encodes 644 amino acids. The record is from RefSeq and is a predicted model, not a curated record.